AUGGCUAAGAAGUUUUGUGCCGGUCCGAGGCACGAAAUCAGGAUGGCGUUGGCAAGCCAUGGAGGAUUGUCUUAUACUGAGUCGCUCAGCCGAGCAUUGGACAUUGAGGCAGCAAUGCCGGGCGAAAGACCAGCAUCUAUACCUAUGCCAGCACUUCCACAUAAUCAGAAUCAUGAUCAGAAUUUCAAAGGAAAGGGAAAAUGGGACAAUAGUAACUCGGGCCAAGCCGAGAAGAGGCCAUGGCAGGGGCAGACUUUCCCGUCACAGAGCUAUGGGGGUCAGAGUGCAUCAAAACAGAUGGGAAAUAGCCAGCAAAGAACUCCACCUUGCCCCAGAUGUAACAAAAGUCAUGUGGGAAUCUGUAAGGCUGGCAGCGAUAGUUGCUAUAUCUGCAACCAGAAAGGGCACUAUGCCAACUGGUGCCCGAAUAAGCAACACGGGACGGGUCCAAGGCCGAACCCACCUAUUCAGGCUCCGCAUCUGCGAGCAAUCCAAGCUCUGCCCCAACCACACCCAGGGCAGCAGCCACAGUAUCAGCAGCCACAGCAGCACCAACAGUUACCGUAUCAACCACAACCUCAACGACCGUAUCAGCAACAGGCUCGCCAGCAACAACAUCGACAACAGAAACAACAUGAAGGGCCUCGUUAA
Molecule: messenger RNA, 651 nt
Organism: Salvia miltiorrhiza (redroot sage)
Lineage: Eukaryota; Viridiplantae; Streptophyta; Magnoliopsida; Lamiales; Lamiaceae
Exons: 1
Coding region: 1-651 (216 amino acids)
Molecular function (GO): zinc ion binding; nucleic acid binding
Source: RefSeq, a predicted model, not a curated record